ACGACGUGAUGUUUCGCACUGCACUCUGGGUAACAUCAAGUGUUCAACAACAAGGGAAGAUGUCUUGCGCUGUUGUUUGUGGAAUUCGAUGAAAUAUAUCCAUUAGAAUCUGCUAUUUGCUCGCGAAUUCAGUCCUUUGAGACUCUCAGCUGUGUAUUUCACAUUACAAGGCUAUUAAAUCGUCAUCUGGAAGAAGUUUUAAAAACAGGGCCAGCGAAAAGCCAAAAAGACACAAAUUCAAAAUGGCCACCAAGGACAUCACCAUUGGAACCAAAUUCAGCUCAUACAAAGAGCUUGAAAGAAGAAUACAAGCAUACGAACAAAAGCAUUUUGUCAUAUUUUCCAAGUCAAAGACCCGGACCUUAAGCGCUUACAAGAAAAGAUGUCCCAAAAAGAGGACCAACAGUGACUUACUUUAUAGUGAAAUGACAUUUGCUUGUAUGCAUGGUGGAGUCUUCAGGUCGUAUUCCAAGGGUAUUAGAGCACUAAAAAGAUCGCGCAAACUAGGAUGUCCACUAGCUAUCAAACUGUCAAUAUCUAAUGAUGGUCAAGAACUUGUUGUGAGGCAUAUCAACAAUAAACACAACCAUGAAGUGAAUGAGAGUGAUUUCAAGAAACUUCUGGAGCGAAGAAGACUGGAUAACAGAUCAGGUCUAAAGGUUCUUGCAAAAAGGAAAGAAGAUACAGAGAAUCAGCCAAAGACGAAAAAAGAUACAGAGAGUCAACCAGAGAUGAAAGUAGAUCCUGAAAAAAAGAAACAGUCCAAAACAGAUUUGAAGGCUAAGAAAUAUGAUGCAUUUAUGAUUACACAAAGGUUGGCAACCCUUGCAAGUAAGGCUAGUGGGCAAGCCUUUUGGGAGAGGCUUAACCUUUUAAGGCAAAUAGCAGGAGCUUGGAAACGUGGAGAAGAAGUUUAUGUUAAAAGUUCAAGUGACAACAAGGACGCUAUUGUUGCUGAUGACAUGGAGUAUACAGAAUCUAUUCAGAAUGUAGAUGCUGAAAGUACAACCUAUGUCACUGAUAAAAAUGAAGAAGUGGAAAAUGAUAGGAUUUCACAAGAAGAAGAUGAAACUGUAGAAGAGGAGGAAGACGAAAAUGAUCCUGCUAUUGUCAUUGUUGCUGCUCCUCUAUCUGAAGUUGAAAUGCCCUUUCAGCUCUAAAGAAGCGCAUCACUGCCUUAAAGCGAAGCAAGUCAAGCAAGACCCCUACAGUACUAGUCUAGAGUACAGUGAGAAAGCUAGAAAAUGUUGACCUCUUUACAAGAAACUUCUUCUUCUGAAAGAGUCAAUGGCACUGGAAGUAAUGGACAGCUUAAAAUGCUUAGAUGGGGGAUAAGUCCUUUGUUGCUAUACUGUGUAUGCAACUAUGACCAUACAUUCAUCAGUUCUGCAAGCCCAGACCGACAUGUCAUGAGAUGCUGUUGCCAACGGUUUUAAGAAGAAUUACCAUUUUGAAAAAUUUACAGUUACUUAUCCAUGCACUGUCUUGAAAUAAGUAUUCUUACUACAAAGGUUGAUUCUGAUCCAACCAAGACUAGAAACCCCUAGAUGUAGCUGGUGAUUCCUUGCUUAACUUGGAUGACUGUAAUGUUGUUAAAUGUAGAAUGUUUUACUGUUUUCUUACACAAUAAAUGAUUGAUGAGCCAA
Messenger RNA from Nematostella vectensis (starlet sea anemone), 1646 nucleotides. Its product is annotated as cobalamin trafficking protein CblD. Lineage: Eukaryota; Metazoa; Cnidaria; Anthozoa; Actiniaria; Edwardsiidae. The transcript is spliced from 5 exons. Gene Ontology annotation, biological process: cobalamin metabolic process. The coding region runs from base 243 to 1160 and encodes 305 amino acids. The record is from RefSeq and is a predicted model, not a curated record. Gene Ontology annotation, cellular component: mitochondrion.